CAUUCAGGGGACAAAACUUAUUGUUUGGAGCGUGGAAAGGGUCAGAAUGGCACAUCAAAUCAUCCACACGGGAAAAGCCAUUGUUUUUGUUUGCUGCCCUUGGCUCCUGUUGGGAGGAAGGGCUGGAUAUACUACGAAGAAGAUGAAGAAGAAGAAGAUGAAGAAGAAGAAGAUGAAGAUGAAGAAGAUGAAGAAGAAGAAGAUGAAGAUGAAGAAAAUGAAGAUGAUGAAGAUGAAGAAGAAGCAGAUGAAGCAGAUGAAGAAGAAGCAGAUGAAGAUGAUGAAGAUGAUGAAGAUGAAGAAGAAGAUGAAGAAGAAGAUGAAGAAGAUGGUGAAGAAGAUGGUGAAGAAGAUGGUGAAGAAGAUGGUGAAGAAGAUGAAGAAGGUGAAGAAGAAGAUGAAGAAGAUGAAGAAGAAGAUGAAGAUGGUGAAGAAGAUGAAGAAGAUGAAGAAGAAGAUGAAAGAAGAUGAAGAAGAAGAUGAAGAAGAAGAUGAAGAAGAUGAAAGAAGAUGAAAGAAGAUGAAGAAGAAGAUGAAAGAAGAUGAAGAAGAAGAUGAAGAAGAAGAAGAUGAAGAAGAAGAAGAUGAAGAAGAAGAAGAUGGAGAAGAAGAAGAUGGAGAAGAAGAAGAUGGAGAAGAAGAAGAUGGAGAAGAAGAAGAUGGAGAAGAAGAUGAAGAAGAUGAAGAAGAUGAAGAAGAUGAAGAAGAUGAAGAAGAUGAAGAUGAAGAAGAUGAAGAUGAUUUGAUGGCAUGCAUGUGCAUGCACCUUUAAUUUUUUAAAAACAAAAAUACAACUCUUGACGUACCAGAUUUGCAC
This is a messenger RNA of Rhineura floridana, 817 nucleotides long. RefSeq names its product probable ATP-dependent RNA helicase ddx55. The record is from RefSeq and is a predicted model, not a curated record. Lineage: Eukaryota; Metazoa; Chordata; Lepidosauria; Squamata; Rhineuridae. The coding region runs from base 47 to 514 and encodes 155 amino acids. The transcript is spliced from 2 exons.